Molecule: messenger RNA, 5154 nt
Organism: Cherax quadricarinatus
Lineage: Eukaryota; Metazoa; Arthropoda; Malacostraca; Decapoda; Parastacidae
Product: trypsin-7-like
Biological process (GO): proteolysis
Molecular function (GO): serine-type endopeptidase activity
Source: RefSeq, a predicted model, not a curated record
CACCAGCCACCUGCUAGAUUCCAGCCACCUUCUAGACUCUGUAUCCUGUGCAAUAACAUUACACCCCUUAUUUAAAGCAACAUGUUUAGAGGUUAUAACAAUUCAGUUACAUUGUUGCAGAAAUCGUGCAGAGAUGAUGGUGGGAAGUGUGUUGCCAUGGCUGGGAGAUCCUGCCGGAUGCUGCAACACAACACCUGCCCGGAGGGAUUUAUCUGCUGUGCCAGAAGAUCGAGGAAGACAAAGAAGAACUCAGUAAGAAGAUGCAAGACGUCUGGCAAAUGCAGGAGGAAGCUUGGGACAUGUGUGAGUCGCCGUGCAGGUGUGUGUGAUUCCAAGACCAGGGACAGGUGGUGUAGGGGACGGAGCUGCACCUGCUGUCUCCCAAAGAAGCAGUCUUGCAGCUUGAGCAGCGAGUGUGCUGGUGCUGGUGGAUCUUGUGUCAGCACUAAGUCUGCCAGGUGUGCUGGACACAUGUUAACCAGUGUUUGCGAUCAUCCAAAAUGCUUUUGUUGCAUCCCACCACAUACGUGUGUGUGCGGAAAUGCGAAUGUGGAACGCAUAGUAGGAGGAGUUGAGGUGAGUCCGCAUGAAUUUCCGUGGCUGGUGGGUCUUCAGUUUAAUAACAAGACAAUAUACACUUGUGGUGGAAGCAUCAUCAACAAUCUAUACAUCCUCACUGCUGGUCACUGUCUCUACGACUUGGAAACUUCCCAGCUUCGAGAUCCCACCUGCAUCAGGGUAGGAAUAGCGGAUCACAACCAAGCUUCCCACCAGGAUGAUGUCCCCGGUGUCACCCGCCUGGUCAAUAUCCAAGGAUAUUCCAUUCAUCCGAACUACAAUUUAUUUAAUAUAACUGACGACAUAGCACUGGUGAAGCUAGCUCAACCUCUGGAUCUAUCAUCACACAGAGAAAUACGAUCCGUCUGUCUUCCCCCAAAUGACAACCAGACUUACCAAGGCCUGACAGCGACAGCUGCUGGAUGGGGCUACGUCACUGAAAACUCCACCACACAACCAGAUGUUUUACGUCAAGCCGGUAUUACCAUUCUGGAUCCAACAUGCCAGAACAAAACUGUAAAUUUCGUAACUAUAACACAAAAUAUGCUGUGUGCUGGAGAGGUCCAGGGGGGCGUGGACGCAUGUCUUGGAGACUCUGGAGGUCCUCUCACUGUCACACAGGGAGGGAGACACAUUAUAGUGGGAAUCACAUCGUUCGGGGAAGGAUGCGCCAGACCCAACAUACCAGGUGUAUAUACCAGAGUGAGUAAAUAUCUCCCCUGGAUCAUGCAAAACACGCAGGAUGCAACCUACUGUGCCAGUUUACCUAAUGUUAAGAAGAUGAAGGCAGCGAAAUCUGCAAGAACAAGCAAAAAAACUUAAAAUAAAAGGAACGAAAAACGCGAAAAAAUUUACAAAAAAAAAAAAAAGCGAAAAAAUUGUGAACAAACGCGAAAAAAUCCAAAACAAAAAACGCAAAAGAACCCAGAACAGAAAAUGGGAAUGAGUGACGUAACUUCUGCUCUUACGCUAUUUUCAUAGCACAUAUGGUCAUAUAUAUGUCGUACCGAUCAAGCCUAAUCACCGAGUUAGGCUUACUCGCCAUGAAUAUUUUUUUGGCCAAACUAGCAGAAUAUAAUUUAAUUUCUCGCCAUAAAUAACCUUAUAUCAGACUGAAGAUUACGAAAAAAAUUGAUAUCAUUGAUUUAAAUAUGUUUAAAACAAUCUAUGCUAUAAUUAGCAAAAUUGAGCUAUAAAAAUUACGUUAGUUUAAUUAAGGUUAAUUAAGAUUUCUAAGCUUAGUGCAUGAUUAAAAAUUUUAUAUCAGUCAAUGCAAAAAAUUAUCUAUUAUUAUUUAAAAAAAAUUUACAAAAAUAAUUUUACAAAAAUUUAAUUUUUGAGUGAGUUCGGGUUAUUAGGGACGACAUAUACACAACCGACUUCGACGACGCUUCGGUCCGACUUGGACCAUUAGGUAAUUACUUCUCCAAGUUGGACCGUUACGUCGUGCUAAGUCUCAGUCUUCCAGGUGCCGGUAAUUAGUGGGUGUUGUUCCAGUGUUCUGUCUCAGUGUUUAUAUUCACGUAUGUUGUAUCACCUUAAGAGGCACCUCAGUUCCUCUAUCACUUUAAGAGGCACCUCAGUUCCUCUAUCACUUUAAGAGGCACCUCAGUUCCUCUAUCACCUUAAGAGGCACCUCAGUUCCUCUAUCACUUUAAGAGGCACUUCAGUUCCUCUAUCACCUUAAGAGGCACCUCAGUUCCUCUAUCACUUUAAGAGGCACCUCAGUUCCUCUAUCACUUUAAGAGGCACGUCAGUUCCUCUAUCACCUUAAGAAGCACGUCAGUUCCUCUAUCACCUUAAGAGGCACGUCAGUUCCUCUAUCACCUUAAGAAGCACGUCAGUUCCUCUAUCACCUUAAGAGGCACGUCAGUUCCUCUAUCACCUUAAGAGGCACGUCAGUUCCUCUAUCACCUUAAAAGGCACCUCAGUUCCUCUAUCACCUUAAGAGGCACGUCAGUUCCUCUAUCACUUUAAGAGGCACGUCAGUUCCUCUAGCACCUUAAGAAGCACGUCAGUUCCUCUAUCACUUUAAGAGGCACGUCAGUUCCUCUAGCACCUUAAGAGGCACGUCAGUUCCUCUAGCACCUUAAGAGGCACGUCAGUUCCUCUAGCACAUUAAGUGGCACGUCAGUUCCUCUAUCACUUUAAGAGGCACGUCAGUUCCUCUAUCACUUUAAGAGGCACGUCAGUUCCUCUAGCACCUUAAGAAGCACGUCAGUUCCUCUAGCACCAUAAGAGGCACGUCAGUUCCUCUAUCACCUUAAGAGGCACGUCAGUUCCUCUAUCACCUUAAGAGGCACGUCAGUUCCUCUAGCACCUUAAGAAGCACGUCAGUUCCUCUCGCACCUUAAGAGGCACGUCAAUUCCUCUAUCACCUUAAAAGACACGUCAGUUCCUCUAGCACAUUAAGAGGCACGUCAGUUCCUCUAGCACCUUAAGAAGCACGUCAGUUCCUCUAGCACCUUAAGAGGCACGUCAGUUCCUCUAUCACCUUAAGAGGCACGUCAGUUCCUCUAGCACAUUAAGAGGCACGUCAGUUCCUCUAGCACAUUAAGAGGCACGUCAGUUCCUCUAGCACCUUAAGAAGCACGUCAGUUCCUCUAGCACCUUAAGAGGCACGUCAGUUCCUCUAGCACCUUAAGAGGCACAUCAGUUCCUCUAUCACCUUAAGGUAGACUUUAUUGCUGUGUGAGAAUGGGGUUAAGGCACUUUAGUCAGUGAUAAUUUGCGUGUGAACUAGGCUAACUGAACGCUCCUUGUUUAUACAGAACAACCACUGUGAAAAAAAUAGUAAAAUUCCAAGCGCUUUCGUGACUUCUCACAUUAUCAUAGUUCCCUGAUAAUGUGAGAAGUCACGAAAUCUCUUGGAAUUUCACUAUUUUUUCACGGUGGUUGUUCUGCAUAUUGUGAUAUCACCUGUUUACUGUGAUCUUAUUGCUCUGUGAAACCCAUUUCUGUUGGAUUGUAUAGAUGUUGAUCAGCUUCCCAAGUAUUGUAACUAGAAAUAAUUAAGUAAUAUUUAAAGCAGUGUUGGCAAGACUACAACACAGGUGGUCAGCUGAGGUACGCAAGGGUGAGUGGCUUGUGUCAGCAGUCAGCCGCAGUGACCCUCAAUGUAUACAACACUGGCUUGUGCCAGCAGUCAGCCGCAGUGACCCUCAGUGUAUACAACACUGGCUUGUGUCAGCAAUCAGCAGCAGUGACUCUGCACACAACACUGGCUUGUAUCAGCAGUCAGCAGCAGUGACUCUCUCUACACACAACACUGGCUUGUGUCAGCAGUCAGCUUCAGUGACCCUCUCUACACACAACACUGACUUGUGUCAGUAGUCAGCAGCAGUGACCCUCUCUACACACAACACUGGCUUGUGUCAGCAGUCAGCAGCAGUGACCCCUCACUGCACACAACAUUGUCUUGUAUCAGCAGUCAGCAGCAGUAACCCUCUCUACAUACAACAAUGACUUGUGUCAGUAGUCAGCAGCAGUGACCCUUUCUACACACAACACUGGUUUGUGUCAGCAAUCAGCAGCAGUGACCCUCUCUACUCACAACAUUGGCUUGUGUCAGCAGUCAGCAGCAGUGACCCUCUCUACACACAACACUGGCUUGUGUCAGCAGUCAUUAGCAGUAACCCUCACUGCACACAACACUGGCUUGUGUCAGCAGUCAGCAGCAGUGACCCUCACUGCACACAACACUGGCUUGUGUCAGCAGUCAGCAGCAGGGGCCGUCUCUACAUACAACACUGGCUUGUGUCAGCAGUCAGCAGCAGUGACUCUGCACACAACACUGGCUUGUAUCAGCAGUCAGCAGCAGUGACUAUCACUGCACACAACACUGGCUUGUGUCAGCAGUCAGCAGCAGUGACCCUCUCUACACACAACACUGGCUUGUGUCAGCAGUCAGCAGCAGUGACCCUCACUGCACAUUACUGACGUCAGUCUCUGCACAAUAUUUCCACAUAACUCUGAUUAUCUUCCACACCUUAAACAUUUAAGUAUCAGAGGCAACAGAGACUUAAAUUAUGUAUCAGCACAGACAGCACAGCAGUCUACAUUUACACAGCAGACCAUGGAACGGGUGAGGUUUGAACCAUGGCGAGUGAAUCGUAAAACUGCAGGCCAGUGUGUAAGCCACUGGGCCAGCUGCUACAAUAAGAUUCAUCCGACUUUUGAUAGAGUUCGCCACAGACACGCUGGCUGGAGAUUCAUCUGCACAACUUUGUAUUUGUGGUCACAGUGGUGGCUCAUGCUAACCUCCCUAUGGUGUAUAAAUAUACCUUGUUGGAUGAAUGUUAUUGUAGCCAGCUGGCCCAGUGGCAUACUCACUGGUAACGAGUUUUACGACUCACCCGCCAUAAAUUCAAACCUUCCCCAUUUCGUGGUUUCUUUACAAUUGUGUUAUUACGAAUUCGUGAGUACACUGACUCAGUAUUUCCCCUCAUAUUUGCUUUAUCGAGUUCCAGAAAAGGCAAUUGAGUUGAGAAGAUUUAUGUCACUGAAGACGUCACCUCAGUCAAUAAUCUUUUCCAUCAUGACGUCGACGCUACAUUUCCCCGGAAGGUAGAGCUUAACUGAUCAAAAAUAAACAUA